UCCCCCUUUCCUCCUAUGGAGCAUCGAACCCUUAAUGAUGAGCGGGGGGGUGGACACAGACCUCCUGCGUGAGGAGGGAGCUGAAAAAUAAUGCGGGACGGACCACCUCUGCCUGGCUUCCCCCCCCUCAUUUCCGCGCGCUAAUGGUGCCUUCCGUCUCUCUCUCUCAGUGGUGCCUGCUGCAGUAUAAGUCAAAGCCUGCGCUGUUCGCUCCCUGACACACACACACACAGGCACAGGCACAGACACAGGCACAGACACAUGCACGCUGACUCGAGCAUAGAGCGAGAGUAAGAGGGAGCGAGAGAACGAGGGAGAGGGAGAGGGAGAGGGAGGCGCGUGCACUCACACAUGCCAGCGUGCGCUCGUACGCAUAAAUCCUCUUACGGCUGGCUGAUGCCCAGGGCAGAUUACACUCAGUAGGCUGCAGCGCUGCGAACCGCACUCCCUCCUCCCUGAGCGUGCCACGCUCACCCUCCAAGGCUGCUCUCUCCUCCACCUCCUCCACCACCUCCUCCUCCUCCUCCUCUUCUUCUACUUCUGGUUUUCCUCCUUCCUCUCCGAGGCUCCGUGCGCUUCUCUCCGGCUCAUCCCUCCACCGGUGGAUCCUUCUAUCGGCUCUGCACCUGCUACUACUUCUUCUUCUUCUUCUUCGUCUUCUAUUUCUUCUUCUUCUACUCCUCCGUCCGUCCGCUGCUGCUGCUGGGUCGUUCCUCCUUUUCUUCUGGCAAAGCCUCCGCUGCUCCACUGCUGUUGAGAUGACCAGACGACCGGCGUGAGGGUGAGAAAGACAGGAGGACAGAGAGAGAGAGAGAGAGUGGUAGAAAGAAAAGGAAUAAAGAGAAGGAAAGAGGGGAUAGAUAGAUAGAUAGAUAAAUAGAUAGCUAGAGGGAUUGAUAGCUUUUCUUCCUUCCUCUUCUUGUCUAGUGCCGCAAGCAUCUGGAGAGGUGGGGUGGUGGUGGUGGUGGGGGGGGCAGCGAGAGGUGCAGAGCAGUGAGGGGUCAGCAGCACGGCCAGGCUCGGAGCGAAGGAGCAGGGGAAGGAGGGAGGGAAGGAGGGAGGGGGUGUAGAGAAGGAGAGAGAGGGAAGAGAAGACGCCGAUCACCUCCGAGAGGGAAGAGGACAGGCAGACAGAGAACGAGGGAGCUAAGACAGAGAGAUAGAGAGAGGGAGAGAGAGAGAGAGGGAGCGGAGAGGAGAACCAUGAAGGCUCUCCUGCUGCUGGUGCUGCCUUGGCUCAGCCCGGCCAACUACACAGACAAUCUGGGCAACCUGCAUAUCCUCUACUCAGAACUGUGCAAAGGUGCGUCACACUAUGGCCUUUCCGCCGACAGAAAACGCCGGUCCCAGGAGGGUGACUGCCUGGACAGCACGUCAGAGCUCACCGUGGCAACGCUGCCGGGCGAGGGAAGCCCCGCCUCUGCUGCUGCUGUGGCCCUCCUAUCGGACGAGCCCGGCCUGGUUAACCCCGCCUUUGAGCCCAGCGUGGAGGACAACAGCCAAUCAGGAAGUACGACCAGCCUGGCAGCCCGCAGCAACUCCAAGAAGAGUGAGUUCCGUAACUUCGACCGGACGUCGGUGAGGAGUCGCUCGUUCCGGCGGCUCAACCGAGCCUUCAGCGUCCUGCGCAGGACCAAGAGUGGCACGGCCGUGGUCAACGAGAGCUCCGAGGAGCGGGACAACCUCAGGAACUCCAGCGUGCCCCCAGAAGUCUUGGCCCUGCCCCAGCUGCAUCACCUGAUUCCUGAUGGGGAGAUCACCAGUAUUAAGAUCUAUCGGGCCGACCCCCGGGAGCCGCUGGCCAUCAGCAUCGUGGGGGGCAACGAGACGCCCCUGGUGCGCAUCCUCAUCCAGGACAUCUACAGAGAGGGGGUCAUCGCCCGGGACGGACGCCUGCUGCCCGGGGACAUGAUUCUCAAGGUGAAUGGCAUCGACAUCAGCAACGUGCCGCACAUCUAUGCCCUGGCGGCGCUCAAGCAUCCGUGCCAGUUGCUGCGCCUGACGGUGCUCCGCGAGCAGCGCUACCGCUACCGCUCCAGCUCACACCACCACCACCACGGGCACGGGCACACCCACGGCGGGCACCACGGAGGCCCGCCGCCCCACGAGCCAUUCUCCCCCAACCAGCCUCCGCCGCCGCCUCCGCCCGUGCUGCGCGACGACAGCCUGCACGUGGUGCUGGUGAAGAGCGUGCAGGACGAGCAGCUGGGCAUCAAGCUGGUGCGGAGGCCCGACGAGCACGGCGUCUUCGUCUUCCACCUGCUGGAGGGCGGUCUGGCGGCGCGGGACGGGCGCCUGCGGGUGGACGACCGCGUGCUCGCCGUCAACGGGCACGACCUGCGCUACGGGGCGCCCGAGCACGCCGCUCUGCUCAUCCAGGCAAGUCAGGACCGGGUCCAUUUCGUUGUGUCCCGUCACACCCAGAUACCGACCCCAGACGUUCUCUCUGAAGCACCCUGGGGAAUGGAUGGACCGCCACCCUACUCCCCCGUGGAUAUAGAACACAGCCUACUGGACGCGUGCCAGAAGCCCAACUGCUAUGAGAAGACAGUGACCCUGACCAAGGAGCCCCACGACUCUCUGGGGAUGACGGUGGCGGGCGGCAUGUCCAGCCGGGGCUGGGAUCUCCCCAUCUAUGUCACCAACAUCGACCCCACUGGAGUCGUCAGCCAGGAGGGCUCCAUCCGCAAAGGUGACAUCCUGCUGAACGUGAACGGCGUGGAGCUGACGGGGGUGACGCGGGGCGAGGCCGUCGCCAACCUGAAGAACACCUCGUCGCCCGUGGUGCUGUGCGUGCUGGAGAUGCGCCCGCCGGACGAGAGCUGCCUGGAGGACAUGCCCCCGCUGCUGUCGCCCUCCUCCUCCGUCUCGCCCUCCUCCCCCGGCGAUGCCAAGAUGCCCCCGCCGCCCAACGACGACUACUCGCCACUCUGGGUCUCCUGGCUGCAGCUACCCAGGCACCUGUACUGCUGUAAGGACAUCGUCUUGCGCCGGAGCACGGCCGGCAGCCUGGGCUUCAGCAUCGUGGGCGGCCAGGAGGAGGUCAACUGCAACCAGUCCUUCUUCAUCCGCUCUAUCGUGGAGGGCACACCUGCGUACAACGACGGGAGGAUACGGUGUGGGGACAUUCUUCUGGAGGUGAAUGGGAAGAGCACCUGGGGGAUGACCCAUACUGCCCUGGUUCGCCUGCUGAAGGAGCUCAGGGGGCGGAUCACCCUCACCAUCGUGUCCUGGCCUGGGAGCCUGCUAUAGGACCAGAACUGCCAGGGGGAGGGGCUUAACUUAACACUUUCAAAACCUGCUGUGGAAAAGGGGGUGGAGCUUAGUACACUGAUCCUGCCUGCCGGAGCCAAUGGCAGGGCCUUCUGGAUAUGAACUUCUCCGACGGGAGCCAAUGGCAGGGCCUUCUGGAUAUGAACUUCUCCGACGGUUGGAGCUUGUAAAAUGGACCCAGCCUCACGGGGCGGGGCUCCGGAUUGGCUCCGCCCCAAAAAGGGGCAGGACAUGUGACAUGGCCCUUGCUCAGGAAGGCGGGACUUGACAAAAGACCUCUUCCGUGAGAGGCGGGCCUUAAGGCAGGAACCCAUGAAAGACGACGCAGAAUUUAUGAGUUACAGGACAGAGUUGAGGCCAUGGACAUCCAUGGGAUGAAAAAAGAAAGAAAAG
Messenger RNA from Clupea harengus (Atlantic herring), 3666 nucleotides. RefSeq names its product ligand of numb-protein X 1 (gene lnx1). Gene Ontology annotation, molecular function: protein binding; ubiquitin-protein transferase activity. Gene Ontology annotation, biological process: ubiquitin-dependent protein catabolic process. Gene Ontology annotation, cellular component: cytoplasm. The record is from RefSeq and is a predicted model, not a curated record. Lineage: Eukaryota; Metazoa; Chordata; Actinopteri; Clupeiformes; Clupeidae.